GUUCAUGCAUGUCUCCCUGCAGACUGACGUUCUGUGGCCUGUCUCACACUCACUGUGAAGUUGUGGCUUCAGCUCUGAAGUCCAACCCCUCCCAUCUUGAGGAGCUUGACCUGAGCUAUGGCUGCUUGCCCCAGUCAGGACUGAAGCUUCUGUUCGCAGGACUCCAGAGUCCAAACUGCAGACUCCAGAGUCUGAGGCUGAUAAACUGCAGUUUAUCAGCCAGCAGUGGAGCACAUCUGGCCUCAGCUCUGAAGUCCAACCCCUCCUCCAUGAAACAUCUGGAUCUGAGCAGCAACAGGCUGCAGGAUGCAGGCGUGGAGCAGCUGUGUGGCUUUCUGCAGAGUCCUGACUGCAAGCUCCAAACACUGAGACUCAGGAAUUGCAGCCUGACUGGGUUCAGCUGUUUGUCUUUGGUUUCGGCUCUGGGGUCCAACCCGUCCCAUCUGGCAGAACUGGACCUGGUUGACAACAGGCUGACGGAUCCAGAUGUGGAGCAGCUGUGUGACCUGGCAGCCAGUUCAGACUUUAGACUGGAAACUCUCAAAUGGAAAUAGUGAUUCUUCCAAAUGAAGAAUCAUACCUCCUUAAAAACCAGGAGCUGGAUCUGAACCGGUUCUUUUGGAUCGGUUCCAGAAUCAGAAAGAACCAGAAGACACAGAGGCGAUGAAGCAGCUUCCACACUCUAAAAAGAAAAAAGUUGAUCCAACUUAAUUGAAUUACUUCUGUAGGUAACAAGUAAUUCAAUUAAGUUGGAUCAACAUAAUUUUUUUUUUUUAACUUGAUAAAUUUAGGUCAGUCUAACGCAAUUUAUUUACUUUAUUUCAUAUACAAAUGUUAAAUCCAUCUUACUUAAAUUUAUAGAAAGUCAACUCAAAAAUGUAAGUUGUUCUAAGUUAAAAAAUGAAACUACCCAAAGUCGUUUAUGCAUAUUUUGUACUUACAAUAAUGCUUAAAUAUAAAUCACUUUUAAAGUAUGUUUUAGCUUUUACAAUAGCAGUAAAAUUCCUUUACACUACCCAAAAAUUCAACUUGGUUAUAACAAAUCUACACUGCACAAAUAGAAAAUGUUAAAUUUUAUUGUGAAAUCACAAACUUACAGAUUUUUCACAACACAUUUUGCACUGAACAUACUACACAGAUCUUUUGCUUGUCUGCUUAAUUGAGUUAGCUUUUUAGUAAACUGAACAUGGGGUACCCCAAGUCCAGUUCUGGAGAGCUACCAUCCUCCAACUUUCAGAUGAAUCCAAUCUCCAAAUAAAAUUAAGUGCUCAUUACUAUGCCUCUGCUCAGCUGAGUGUCUGCUGGUGUGUAAAUUCAGCAAGGUGGUAUUGAAAUAGUCCAUCUGACAUUUGCACAUUGAUGGCUCUCCAGGACAAACUUUGGACAUCCCUGUGUGAGCUUGUAGAAUCCAGAUGUAUUCCUCUGAAAAACAA
Messenger RNA from Poeciliopsis prolifica (blackstripe livebearer), 1433 nucleotides. Its product is annotated as ribonuclease inhibitor-like. The transcript has 4 exons. The coding region runs from base 9 to 554 and encodes 181 amino acids. Gene Ontology annotation, molecular function: protein binding. NCBI's taxonomy places the organism in Eukaryota, Metazoa, Chordata, Actinopteri, Cyprinodontiformes, Poeciliidae. The record is from RefSeq and is a predicted model, not a curated record.